Neomonachus schauinslandi (Hawaiian monk seal) is the source of this 4035-nucleotide messenger RNA. RefSeq names its product phosphorylase kinase regulatory subunit alpha 1 (gene PHKA1). NCBI's taxonomy places the organism in Eukaryota, Metazoa, Chordata, Mammalia, Carnivora, Phocidae. Gene Ontology annotation, biological process: glycogen metabolic process. Gene Ontology annotation, cellular component: phosphorylase kinase complex. The coding region runs from base 9 to 3731 and encodes 1240 amino acids. The record is from RefSeq and is a predicted model, not a curated record. The transcript has 33 exons. Gene Ontology annotation, molecular function: calmodulin binding.
GUGGCGCGAUGAGGAGCCGGAGUAACUCUGGGGUCCGACUGGAUGGCUACGCUCGGCUGGUGCAUCAGACCAUCCUGUGCCAUCAGAAUCCAGUGACUGGCUUGCUUCCAGCCAGCUAUGAUCAGAAGGAUGCCUGGGUCCGAGAUAAUGUGUACAGUAUCUUGGCUGUGUGGGGUUUGGGCCUGGCCUACCGGAAGAAUGCAGACCGGGAUGAGGAUAAGGCAAAGGCCUAUGAACUGGAGCAGAGUGUAGUGAAGCUGAUGAGGGGCCUGCUGCACUGCAUGAUCAGACAGGUGGAUAAAGUGGAAUCCUUCAAGUAUAGUCAGAGUACCAAGGAUAGCCUCCACGCCAAGUACAAUACCAAAACCUGUGCCACUGUAGUGGGUGAUGACCAGUGGGGACACCUGCAGUUGGAUGCUACCUCCGUGUACCUGCUGUUCUUAGCGCAAAUGACUGCCUCAGGACUUCAUAUCAUCCACAGUCUAGAUGAAGUCAAUUUCAUACAGAACCUUGUGUUUUACAUUGAAGCUGCAUAUAAAACUGCUGACUUUGGGAUAUGGGAACGUGGAGACAAGACCAACCAAGGGAUCUCAGAAUUGAAUGCCAGUUCAGUUGGCAUGGCAAAGGCAGCCCUGGAAGCAUUGGAUGAACUGGACCUGUUUGGUGUGAAAGGUGGGCCCCAAUCAGUUAUCCAUGUCCUGGCUGAUGAAGUACAACACUGCCAGUCUAUCCUUAAUUCGAUACUCCCCCGCGCUUCCACAUCCAAAGAGGUAGAUGCUAGUCUGCUUUCAGUUAUUUCCUUCCCAGCCUUUGCAGUAGAGGAUGGCCAGUUGGUAGAGCUCACAAAGCAAGAAAUCAUCACCAAGCUUCAGGGGCGUUAUGGUUGCUGUCGCUUUCUACGAGAUGGAUAUAAAACUCCUAAAGAGGAUCCCAGUCGCCUAUAUUAUGAACCAUCUGAGCUGAAGUUAUUUGAAAACAUUGAGUGUGAAUGGCCACUGUUCUGGACAUACUUUAUCCUCGAUGGGGUCUUCAGUGGCAAUGCGGAACAGGUUGAAGAAUAUAGAGAGGCUCUUGAAGCAGUCCUCAUUAAGGGCAAAAACGGAGUCCCACUCUUGCCAGAGCUGUACAGUGUUCCUCCAGACAGGGUUGAUGAAGAAUAUCAAAAUCCUCACACUGUGGACCGAGUCCCCAUGGGGAAGUUGCCUCAUAUGUGGGGUCAGUCUCUGUACAUCUUAGGAAGUUUGAUGGCAGAGGGAUUUUUAGCUCCUGGAGAAAUUGAUCCCCUGAAUCGAAGGUUUUCUACAGUACCAAAGCCAGAUGUUGUGGUUCAAGUUUCCAUUCUAGCUGAGACAGAAGAAAUCAAGGCCAUUUUGAAGGACAGGGGAAUCGAUGUGGAGACCAUUGCUGAGGUAUACCCUAUCAGAGUACAACCAGCCCGCAUUCUCAGCCACAUUUAUUCCAGCCUAGGAUGCAACAGUAGAAUGAAACUCAGUGGACGACCCUACAGGCAUAUGGGAGUCCUUGGAACUUCAAAACUCUAUGACAUUCGGAAAACUAUCUUCUCCUUCACACCACAGUUUAUAGACCAGCAACAGUUCUACCUAGCUCUGGACAACAAGAUGAUAGUAGAAAUGCUUAGAACAGACCUCUCCUACCUCUGUAGCCGCUGGAGGAUGACAGGCCAACCCACCAUCACCUUCCCCGUCUCACAUACCAUGCUUGAUGAAGACGGAACCAGCUUGAAUUCAAGUAUCCUAGCAGCACUCCGAAAAAUGCAGGAUGGCUACUUUGGUGGAGCAAGGAUUCAAACAGGUAAAUUGUCGGAGUUUUUGACAACGUCUUGCUGCACACAUUUGAGCUUCAUGGAUCCUCGACCUGAGGGUAAGCUGUACAGUGAAGAUUAUGAUGAUAACUACAAUGAGCUGGAAUCUGGUGACUGGAUGAACGGCUCUGAUUCAACCCGUAAUGCUCGCUGUGGUGAUGAAGUUGCUCGUUAUUUAGAUCACCUUUUGGCACACACUGCUCCCCAUCCUAAACUAGCCCCUACCUCACAGAAGGGAGGGCUAGAUCAGUUCCAAGCUGCUGUGCAAACAACCUGCGAUUUAAUGUCCUUGGUGACCAAGGCCAAGGAGCUGCAUGUACCGAAUAUUCACAUAUAUCUUCCUACAAAGAUAUUUCAGGCUUCCCGACCUUCAUUCAACUUACUUGACUCGCCUCAUUGCCCACGAGAGGACCAGGUUCCCUCUGUUCGUGUAGAAAUACAUCUUCCUAGAGACCAGUCUGGGGAGGUGGACUUCAAAGCACUGGUUUUACAGUUGAAGGAGACCUCCAGCUUACAGGAGCAAGCUGACAUCCUUUACAUGCUGUAUACUAUGAAAGGACCAGACUGGGACACUGAAUUAUAUGAUGAAGUGGGUACGACAGUCCGAGAGCUGCUUACUGAACUGUAUGGCAAAGUUGGAGAAAUUCGUCACUGGGGCCUGAUCCGAUACAUCUCGGGAAUCUUAAGAAAGAAGGUGGAAGCACUUGAUGAGGCCUGCACAGCUCUUCUCUCCCACCAGAAACAUUUGACAGUGGGACUCCCUCCAGAACCUCGAGAGAAGACCAUCUCUGCACCUCUGCCCUAUGAAGUGCUCACUCAGCUGAUAGAUGAAGCCAGUGAAGGGGACAUGAGCAUCUCAAUCCUUACACAGGAAAUAAUGGUAUAUCUAGCCAUGUAUAUGCGAACUCAGCCUGGUCUCUUUGCUGAAAUGUUUCGACUUCGAAUUGGUCUAAUCAUACAAGUUAUGGCAACAGAACUGGCCCACUCCCUUCGAUGCUCAGCUGAGGAAGCCACAGACAGCCUAAUGAAUCUCAGUCCUUCGGCCUUAAAGAACCUCCUGCAUCACAUUCUCAGUGGCAAAGAGUUUGGAGUGGAACGAAGUGUUCGUCCCACCGAUUCAAAUGUUAGCCCUGCUAUUUCUAUCCACGAGAUUGGUGCUGUUGGGGCAACCAAAACAGAACGAACUGGGAUAAUGCAGUUAAAAAGUGAGAUAAAGCAGGUGGAAUUUCAUAGACUAUCUAUCUCAACUGAGAGUCAGUCCAGUGGUGGUCAUCCCUUGGGUAUAGAUUUGAUGUCACCGUCUUUUCUGUCACCUGGAACACCUGUGGCUUCAAGUAGUCGGUCCUUUCCUCGUGCAUAUGCUCAACAGACAUCUAAAGAUAAUCGUCAAGGUCAGUGGCAACGCCGAAGAAGGCUAGAUGGAGCACUGAACAGAGUCCCAGUUGGAUUUUAUCAAAAAGUAUGGAAAGUUUUACAGAAGUGUCACGGACUCUCUGUGGAAGGUUUUGUGCUUCCUUCUUCAACCACUAGAGAGAUGACUCCAGGCGAGAUUAAAUUCUCUGUUCAUGUGGAGUCUGUCCUGAAUCGUGUACCUCAGCCCGAGUACCGCCAGCUUCUGGUUGAAGCCAUCCUUGUCCUCACUAUGAUGGCAGAUAUUGAAAUUCAUAGCAUAGGAAGCAUCAUUGCCGUGGAAAAAAUAGUGCAUAUUGCUAAUGACUUGUUCCUUCAAGAACAGAAAACCCUCGGUGCAGAUGAUACCAUGUUGGCCAAGGAUCCCGCGUCUGGCAUCUGUACUCUUCUGUAUGACAGUGCACCCAGUGGCAGGUUUGGCACCAUGACCUACCUCUCCAAGGCAGCCGCCACCUACGUGCAGGAGUUCCUGCCCCACAGCAUCUGCGCCAUGCAGUGAGGCCUUUGGGCCCUGGCUGCUGGGAGCCUUUUGACAGCUCGUUCCUGCUUCGGUUGAUUGUGCAUGAGACUGAAACGUGUUGGCCUGAUCACUCCUCCCCUGCCCCUUUCCACCCCAUCCCACCCAAGAGGAGUGAACGUUUUCGACAAACUAAUUGCUUUAGAAGUGAACCCUGGCCUGGGGGAACAUGCUCCCCACCAGGCACUCCAUCGUAGGCCUUAAUUCUUUCAUAGUUCCUGAGAGUUUGCAUGUGUUUUUAUUCUCUAGGUCUGUUACAAACGUAGUUUUCUAAGUACUGUUUGGA